AUGACGAAGAAUCUGGAUAAGUACCAAAAUCUUAAAUAUCGAGUUAAGAGUUUGGUUGUUCUUGCAAGAUGUGGGUUGAAAAAAAAUCAUUUGAAGAAGCGAUCAUUUUUAUCAUUAAACGUCGAGUCUAAAAAACUGAAGGUUAUUCACUCUAUUAAAUACGAACGGUAUUCGUCUACGUCAAGUGAUGAUGAUGAUGAUGAUCACUAA
Clunio marinus is the source of this 210-nucleotide messenger RNA. The record is from the annotation of a GenBank genome assembly. Lineage: Eukaryota; Metazoa; Arthropoda; Insecta; Diptera; Chironomidae.